AUGCCCGUGAAUGGGCUUCUCAAUAGACUUUGUUCAGAAACAAGUGAUAACCUAAUCAAAGUAGCAUCAGUGAUCUGGGGAGUGUGGUGGGCGAGAAACAAAUGCGUAUGGGAUGGUCAAAAGAUGUCCCCUGCUAUAGCAAUGCAUUGGAGCUCGAAACAAAUCACUAACUGGAGACAAGCUCAAGAUAAAAGGAAGGCAGCUCGUAACCAGCUAGAGAGGGACAGAAAUGCUUACACUACCAGGUGGUCAGUGCCAAAUCAUGGAGAACUAAAACUCAAUGUUGACGCCUCUGUUUUAGACGGAGCUAAUUUCUUCUCGGUGGGAAUGGUAUUAAGAGAUCAUCAUGGCACUUUUGUGAAAGGAAGAGUUCUGAAGAUAGCUGGCAAAGUUGAAGUUAUAGAAGCUGAAUUAAUUGGUAUUCUGGAAGCUCUCCAGUGGAUAAAAGACAUCCAAGGCUACUCUGUUAUUAUCGAAAACGACUCGCUGCCAAGUGUCCAGGCAAUUAAUGGAAAAUCCAUAAAUCUGUUGGAAGCUGGGAUCUUCAUUGAGCAAGCUCGAGAGUUCAUUAGCAGUAGGAAUUGGAUUGAGUUGGGUUUUGUAAAGAAGCAAGCUAACAAGGUAGCUCACUUGAUGGCUGGACUACCUUGUAUGCUCAAUGGUUUCAUUGAUUUAUUGUGUCCUCCGUCAUGUAUGUUGGAGACACUUGUGUCGGAUAUUUGA
Molecule: messenger RNA, 723 nt
Organism: Daucus carota subsp. sativus
Lineage: Eukaryota; Viridiplantae; Streptophyta; Magnoliopsida; Apiales; Apiaceae
Exons: 1
Coding region: 1-723 (240 amino acids)
Molecular function (GO): nucleic acid binding; RNA-DNA hybrid ribonuclease activity
Source: RefSeq, a predicted model, not a curated record